CUUAAUAGUAUAACACAAUGUUCAAUGAAGAAAAAAAGAAUUAGAUCAAGUAAAACAUAGAAUUCCUAAAUUGAUAGACUAUUUUCCCAAUGAAGGAUUAUUUUCCUGUGUUUAUAGACUUCAGAAGUGGGGAUUAAAUACAUACCUGUAUGCUCCAAAGGAUGACUACAAGCACAGGAUGUUCUGGCGAGAAAUGUACUCUGUGGAGGAAGCGGAGCAGCUAAUGACUCUAAUAUCAGCUGCACGAGAACACGAAAUAGAGUUCAUCUAUGCAAUCUCACCUGGACUUGAUAUCACUUUCUCCAAUCCUAAAGAGGUAUCCACAUUGAAACGCAAGCUGGAUCAGGUUUCCCAGUUUGGCUGCAGAUCUUUUGCACUGCUGUUUGAUGAUAUUGAUCACAACAUGUGUGCAGCAGACAAAGAAGUUUUCAGUUCCUUUGCUCAUGCUCAAGUCUCAAUCACAAAUGAAAUUUAUCAAUAUCUAGGAGAACCAGACACAUUCCUUUUCUGUCCUACAGAGUACUGUGGAACUUUCUGUUAUCCUAAUGUUGCCCAGUCGCCGUAUUUACGAACUGUAGGAGAAAAGCUGCUCCCUGGCAUUGAGGUGUUGUGGACAGGUCCAAAAGUUGUAUCCAAAGACAUUCCAGUAGAAUCCAUUGAAGAAGUAUCUAAGAUCAUCAGGAGAGCACCAGUUAUCUGGGAUAAUAUUCAUGCUAAUGAUUAUGAUCAAAAGCGACUUUUUCUUGGGCCUUACAAAGGUCGGUCAACUGAGCUUAUCCCUCGACUGAAGGGAGUUCUGACCAAUCCAAACUGUGAAUUUGAAGCCAACUAUGUUGCUAUUCACACGCUUGCAACCUGGUACAAGUCUAACAUGAAUGGUGUGAGAAAAGAUGUGGUGAUGACUGAUACUGAAGACAGUACAGUUUCUAUCCAGAUUAAAUUGGAAAAUGAGGGGAGCGAUGAAGAUAUUGAAACAGAUGUUCUCUACAGCCCACAAAUGGCCCUGAAGUUGGCCUUAACAGAAUGGUUGCAGGAAUUUGGGGUACCUCAGCAAUACAGCAGUAGGCAAGUGGCCCACAGUGGUGCUAAAACUACUGUAGGGGAUGUGGGGCCUCUGGUGGCACCAUCCUCUUUAAAUGCAGCAACUGUGGUUACCACAGUUUACCAAGAACCCAUCAUGAGUCAGGGGGCAGCCCUGAGCAGCGAGUCACCAGCCCUGGGGAAGGAGGAGGAGAAGAAGCAAUCUGAUGAGGAACCAAUGGAUAUGGUGGUGGAAAAACAAGAUGAUACAGACAAGAAUGCUAAUCAGAUACUGACAGAUAUUGCCGAAGCCAAGAUGGCAGAGGAGUUGAAGCCAAUGGAUACCGAUAAGGAGAGUAUAGCUGAAUCAAAGUCCCCAGAGAUGUCUAUGCAGGAAGACUCUGGUAGCGACGUUGCCCCUAUGCAGACUGAUGAGCAAAUUAACAAAGAACAGUUUGUGCCUGGGCCAAAUGAAAAGCCUCUCUACACAGUAGAACCAGUGACAUUAGAGGACUUGCAGCUUCUCGCUGACUUGUUUUACCUUCCUUAUGAACAUGGGCCCAAAGGUGCACAGAUGCUGAGAGAAUUCCAGUGGCUCAGAGCAAAUAGCAGUGUUGUCAGUGUUAAUUGCAAAGGAAAGGAUGCUGAAAAAAUAGAAGAAUGGCGUAACCGAGCAGCCAAGUUUGAAGAGAUGUGCAGCUUGGUGAUGGGGAUGUUCACUCGUCUCUCCAAUUGUGCCAACAGAACAAUUCUUUAUGACAUGUACUCCUACGUCUGGGAUAUCAAGAGUAUUAUGUCAAUGGUGAAAUCUUUUGUGCAGUGGUUAGGGUGUCGUAGUCAAUCUUCAGCACAGUUCUUAAGUGGAGACCAAGAACCCUGGGCCUUUAGAGGUGGUCUAGCAGGAGAGUUCCAGCGUUUGCUGCCUAUUGAUGGGGCAAAUGACCUCUUUUUUCAACCACCUCCAUUAACACCCACUUCCAAAGUGUACACCAUACGACCCUACUUUCCUAAAGAUGAGGCAUCUGUAUAUAAGAUCUGCAGAGAAAUGUAUGCUGAUGGAGCUGAUCAACCCUUCCAUAGUUUACCAGAUUUAAUUGGAGACAAGUUAGUAGGAGGUCUGCUCACCCUCAGCCUGGACUACUGCUUCGUCUUAGAAGAUGAAGAUGGCAUAUGUGGCUAUGCUUUGGGAACGGUUGAUGUGACUCCUUUCAUUAAAAAGUGCAAAAUGUCUUGGAUCCCCUUCAUGCAAGAAAAAUAUACUAAACCAAACAGUGACAAGGAGCUGUCUGAGGCUGAGAAAAUUAUGCUAAGCUUCCAUGAAGAGCAAGAAGUACUGCCAGAAUCAUUUCUUGCCAACUUCCCAUCAUUGAUAAAGAUUGAUAUUCAUAAAAAAGUGACAGAUCCAAGCGUGGCCAAAAGUAUGAUGGCCUGCCUGCUCUCUUCCCUAAAGGCUAAUGGCUCCCGUGGGGCUUUUUGUGAAGUGAGACCAGAUGAUAAAAGAAUCCUGGAAUUUUACAGCAAGUUGGGUUGUUUUGAAAUUGCUAAAAUGGAAGGAUUUCCAAAGGAUGUUGUUAUCCUUGGAAGAAGCCUGUGAAGUGCUUGACAACGAACUGUUCCAGUACUGUAGUCCCUUAACAGCUGGGCAAGUAGUGGUGGGGAUCUUCAUAUGGUCUAGCUGCACAAAGCCAGCAAUAAGCCAGCUUGGUAGAAGGGGCUAUGCGAAAAUCACCCAUCACCAUUCAGACUGUAAUUUGUUGGAAGAGGAUAAUGCUGCUGAAAACACUGUUUUAACAAAGAGAAACCUCGUCCUCUCCUGGUCCUGUGUGAAGUGCCAAGAAAUCUUGCAUGGGCUAUAGCUUCUCAGAGGAAUCCCUCUCAGUCAGCGCUGUGGUUGAUGACAGUUCUCUGCAUUCAUAUGUCAACAGAAAAGUGUUCUCUGGCAGAAUUAAAGAUGCAGGUUUUUUUCUCUGUCAUAGAGCAGGAUGGGCAACUGGAAGUUGCAGAAAUGGGAGGGAUUGCUUGUGUCAAUCAGCAAAUUUAAAGAUAAGUAGCUACAAUUCUAUUUUUUACUAUCUUUAUGCUUGUUGAUAAAGCAAUGACCCGUUGUCACUUCUAAUGACCAUUGGUUCAAGCUUUGUGCUUUGUUAGGGACAAAUGUGCAGUGGUCUGUGGCAGAAGUCACUUAAUGAGAAACUUGUAAAUUUCAGUGUAUAUAAACUUAGCUGUAUGCUGACUAACUUUUUGUUUACCAGUUUUGUAACUUUUUCUUUUGAAAAGUGAAAAGGUAUAGGUCCAAGAUGGCACUUUUGAAUAAUCUAAAACCACAAUGGAGAACGAAUCUGCCCUCAGCACUGACCUUUCUUAUUGUGCCUCAUGUCCUGGGCUGGAAACUGACCAUCUUGGGUAAGGGGAGUGGA
This is a messenger RNA of Chaetura pelagica (chimney swift), 3437 nucleotides long. RefSeq names its product meningioma expressed antigen 5 (hyaluronidase) (gene OGA). Gene Ontology annotation, molecular function: beta-N-acetylglucosaminidase activity. The coding region runs from base 179 to 2614 and encodes 811 amino acids. The transcript is spliced from 14 exons. The record is from RefSeq and is a predicted model, not a curated record. Gene Ontology annotation, biological process: glycoprotein metabolic process. Lineage: Eukaryota; Metazoa; Chordata; Aves; Apodiformes; Apodidae.